Messenger RNA from Sus scrofa (pig), 801 nucleotides. RefSeq names its product thioredoxin domain containing 17 (gene TXNDC17). Gene Ontology annotation, molecular function: protein-disulfide reductase [NAD(P)H] activity. Gene Ontology annotation, cellular component: cytosol. Lineage: Eukaryota; Metazoa; Chordata; Mammalia; Artiodactyla; Suidae. The record is from RefSeq and is a predicted model, not a curated record.
CCACCUAAGGGUCCAGGGGCAGCGCGGCGGCAGGUUUUGCAGCCACCGCACAUGGGGCUAGGGCCGGGACUGGGACCAUACUGGGGCAGAAUCCGGGGGCUGUGGGCGCAGCCAGCACGGAAAGACCUGAGACGUGAGAGCAGAAAGAUGGUGACGAGUUAGGGCCAUCGGAGGCACCCGUAGCACCUCAGAGCCUGGCUGGCUCCCUCAAGUCCCCGCCCACCCGGAAACAGCUUCGCUCCGCCCCGCAGGGGAUCGGUCCCAGCUGCGGCGUGCGGCCCAAGACACCUCCCGCGGUCCCAGGCCCGCUUUCCCGAUGGCCCGCUACGAGGAGGUGAGCGUGUCCGGCUACGAAGAGUUCAUACAGGCUGUGAAGCAGCACAAUGGCAAGACCAUUUUCGCCUACUUUUCCGGUUCUAAGGACGCCGAAGGGAAAAGCUGGUGCCCCGACUGCGUGCAGGCUGAACCAGUUGUACGAGAGGGGCUGAAGCAUACUGUUGAAGGAUGUGUGUUCAUCUACUGCCAAGUAGGAGAAAGACUUUAUUGGAAAGAUCCAAAUAAUGACUUCAGGAAAAAGUUGAAAUUAACCGCAGUGCCUACACUACUUAAAUAUGGAACACCUCAAAAACUGGUAGAAUCUGAGUGUCUUCAGACCAACCUCGUGGAGAUGUUGUUCUCUGAAGAGUAAGAUUUGAUGAUGGCAAUUGUGUCUUGAUUUCCUGAUUUGCUCUAGUAUAAAAGAAACUGCACACUUGCUUUGAAUUCAUGUUAGCAAUAAAUAAAUGAUGAUUAAAAGAAAAA